AUCAAUACCGACCCGAUAACAAUAAUCAUAAUAAUAAUAAAAAUAAAAGUUUACAAAAUCAAUAAAAUAAAAUAAAAUAAUUAGGAAGGAGGGGGGGUCGUCAUUAAGAAACGAUUUCCUGUUUAGACUGCUAGCAAAUAGGGAGAACUAGAAAGGGCCCAAAGCAGCGGUAAAAAAAAUAAAAAGUCAGAGGUAAAAAAAAAAAGUGGAGGUAGUGGCGACGGGCAUGUCGGAGUGAGAGACAGGGAAAGGAGAAGGUAGAGUAAUAAAAAUACGACAUGUAGAAGAACAGUGCGUUCGCGCCUAUAUAUAAGGCCAAUCUCAUAGCGCCAAGAGCACCAACCCCGAAGCACAACGAUAUAUAUAUAUAUAUAUGUAUAUAUGUAAUAUCCUAUAGAAAAACAACGAGAAUCACGGAGGGAGAGAAGGAGAGGGAGUGCAGAAGAGUGAGAAGAAUGGAGUCGGCAAUAGGAUACAGAGGGAUGUUUAGGAUGUGUGGUGAAGAACAGAUUGAGCAGUUGUCAAGGGACGGUAGCCAUUACAGUCUAUCAACUGGGAUAUUGCCUUCGCUUGGUGCCAGAAGCAGUAAUCGUAGGGUCAAGCUUAGGAAGUUCAUUAUAUCCCCCUAUGACCGUCGUUACAGGAUCUGGGAAACUUUUCUUGUUGUUCUAGUCAUCUACACUGCUUGGGUGUCACCGUUUGAGUUUGGAUUCCUGCGAAAACCAGAGGGGCCACUUUCCAUUACUGAUAAUGUUGUCAAUGCAUUCUUUGCUCUGGAUAUUAUCCUUACCUUCUUUGUAGCUUACUUGGAUAGAACAACAUAUCUACUUGUUGACGAUCCGAAAAAGAUUGCAUGGAAGUAUGCAAGUUCCUGGUUGGCCUUUGAUGUCAUAUCCACAAUACCUUCUGAACUUGCUCAGAAGAUCUCUCCUAAACCUUUUCAGUCAUAUGGCUUGUUUAACAUGCUCCGCCUUUGGCGUCUGCGAAGAGUUAGUGCCUUAUUUUCCAGAUUGGAGAAAGAUAGGAACUAUAACUACUUCUGGGUUCGUUGUGCGAAACUCAUUUGCGUCACACUUUUUGCAGUUCAUUGUGCUGGAUGCUUCUAUUAUCUUCUUGCUGCACGUUAUCAUGACCCCAAGAGGACAUGGAUUGGAGCAACAAUGGGUAACUUCCUUGAAGAAAGCUUGUGGAUCCGGUAUGUGACAUCUAUGUAUUGGUCUAUUACUACUCUCACGACAGUCGGGUAUGGGGAUUUGCAUCCAGUGAAUACAAGGGAGAUGAUUUUUGACAUCUUCUAUAUGCUCUUCAACCUUGGUUUGACGGCAUACUUGAUUGGAAAUAUGACCAACCUGGUUGUCCAUGGAACCAGUCGAACUAGAAAGUUUAGGGAUACUAUUCAAGCUGCCUCCAGUUUUGCCCAGAGGAACCAACUACCUGAUCGGUUACAGGAUCAAAUGCUUGCACACUUGUGUCUGAAGUUUAGAACAGAUUCAGAGGGACUCCAGCAACAGGAGACUCUUGAUUCCCUUCCUAAAGCCAUUCGUUCAAGCAUUUCACAUUAUCUAUUCUACUCUCUUGUUGAUAAGGUGUACUUGUUUCGUGGCGUUUCAAAUGACUUGCUUUUUCAGCUGGUAUCAGAGAUGAAAGCAGAGUAUUUUCCUCCCAAAGAAGAUGUAAUUUUACAGAAUGAAGCACCUACAGACUUCUACAUACUUGUAACUGGUGCUGUGGAAUUACUAGUUCUCAAGAAUGGAGCUGAACAGGUUGUAGGAGAGGCGAAGACUGGUGAUCUAUGUGGUGAGAUUGGGGUACUUUGUUACAGGCCACAGCUCUUCACAGUCCGGACUAAAAGGUUGAGUCAGCUUCUACGUCUGAACCGCACCAAAUUCUUGAACAUUGUCCAAGCCAAUGUUGGAGAUGGGACAAUCAUAAUGAAUAAUCUCCUCCAGCAUUUGAAAGACCUCAAGGACCCCAUAAUGGAGGGAGUUUUGUUGGAGACAGAGAACAUGUUAGCUCGUGGUAGAAUGGACCUACCUCUCAGUCUGUGCUUUGCAGCUCUUAGGGGAGAUGACUUGUUGUUGCAUCAGUUGUUGAAACGUGGCCUAGAUCCAAAUGAAUCAGACAACAAUGGGAGGACAGCUCUGCAUAUAGCAGCAUCUAAAGGAAGUGAGAACUGUGUGCUUCUUCUUCUGGACUAUGGGGCCAAUCCUAAUAGUAGAGAUUCGGAUGGGAAUGUACCACUUUGGGAGGCAAUACUAGGUGGUCAUGAUCCAGUAGUUAAGCUGAUGAUGGAUAAUGGAGGAGAUUUAAACUCCGGAGAUGUGGGUCAGUUUGCAUGCACUGCAGCUGAGCAAAACAACUUGAAUUUGCUAAAGGAAAUUGUUCGCUAUGGAGGCGAUGUCACAUGUCCUAGAAGCAAUGGAUAUACUGCUCUCCAUGUUGCGGUUUGUGAAGACAACAAAGAAAUAGUCAAAUAUCUUUUGAAUCUAGGGGCCAACAUUGACAAACCAGACGUCCAUGGUUGGACACCAAGGGAUCUUGCUGACCAACAAGGCCAUGAAGAAAUUAAGAUUCUUUUCGAAUCUUGUCAAGAGCAGAAAACUCAAUCUAUCAUCCCAAUUCCUGAGAAGACUGAGAAGGUUCGCUAUCUUGGAAGGUUUACAAGCGAGCCAAAUAUCCGACCCAUGUCUCGGGAAAGCUCAUUCCAAGGUGGAGAAGGAUCAACAAAUAGUCGAAGCCGUCCAAGGCGUAGAACUAAUAACUUCCACAACUCGCUAUUUGGCAUGAUGUCAUCAGCACAUACAGGGGAGAAAGAUUUACUAUUCUCAGUUAGCAUGACAAGAAAUUCCAAGAACCAUGGAAGUAAUCCUGCUAGAGUCACAGUGAGCUGCCCUGAAAAGGGUGAAGUUGCUGGGAAGCUGGUUCUACUUCCAGAGAGCUAUAAGGAACUACUUGACAUUGGAAAAAAGAAAUUUGGAAUCUUUCCCAGUAAAGUCCUAUCCAAAGAUGGACCUGAAAUUGAUGAGAUCGAGGUAAUUAGAGAUGGUGAUCAUCUUAUUUUUGUUAGUGAAAAUGUAAGAGAAGAAUCUGAUAAUACCCAAAACUCCAAUUCCAAUUCCAAUGCCAAAGGGGAUUUGUAGUAUACAUUGGAUAUGGAUUUGGGGAUUAGAUGUAUGCUUUUGCACUAGAGGUUUAGCACAAUAUUCUGUCUAACUGUAAAUUAUUUGGCUUAGCUGCUGGUAAAGUGCUCCGAAGCUAACCCUUUUAUUUUC
This is a messenger RNA of Ziziphus jujuba (common jujube), 3272 nucleotides long. RefSeq names its product potassium channel AKT1. The record is from RefSeq and is a predicted model, not a curated record. Gene Ontology annotation, molecular function: protein binding; voltage-gated potassium channel activity. Gene Ontology annotation, biological process: potassium ion transport; transmembrane transport. The transcript has 11 exons. Gene Ontology annotation, cellular component: membrane. The coding region runs from base 456 to 3140 and encodes 894 amino acids. NCBI's taxonomy places the organism in Eukaryota, Viridiplantae, Streptophyta, Magnoliopsida, Rosales, Rhamnaceae.